Leptomonas pyrrhocoris is the source of this 953-nucleotide messenger RNA. RefSeq lists its product as hypothetical. Lineage: Eukaryota; Euglenozoa; Kinetoplastea; Trypanosomatida; Trypanosomatidae. The coding region runs from base 114 to 953 and encodes 279 amino acids. The transcript has a single exon. The record is from RefSeq and is a predicted model, not a curated record.
GGAAGGUCAUCUGCGCGUUUUGCUCUCGGCGUAUUGAGCGCCCAUUGGCGUACUCGGUGUCUUAUUUCCCGUCUUUGGUGUGUCGUGUUGCCUGAGUAACUUGCGAAGGCUUGAUGGACUCGCCCUCCUGCAGCUGCGCUAUUUCCCCGUCAUGCGAUGAGGCAGACCCGGAAAGCAGAACUGUACUCAACCGGCGCGACUCCCUUAUCGUGCUCGCUUGCGACACGAAAUACAAUCACGUCGACGCACUUCGGAAGCUGAUGCGGCGCGAUUCACGGUUUGCGUGGGUGGACCUUUCGAGCUGUAAUGACGUCCGUCACGCACAGAUUUUUGUUCGACAGAGAGGCGCGACAGCGGCGGGAUGGACCGAAGACGACGCGCAACUACGUGCACUGUUGGAGUCCGACAGCAUCCCGCAGUACGUGUGGCCCGCAGCAGGCUAUCUGCAACAGUGGAUUCGCGCUCAUCGCAGCACCUUUGCAAGCAAGACUAUUUUGGAGCUCGGGUGUGGGACGGGCAUUAUUGGCCUCACGGUGGCUCAGUACGCCAAGCUGGUCGUUCUUACCGACUGCUCUGCCGUGUCACUUGCCAUGACACUGGAGUCCCUCGCACGCAACAACGUCUGCAACUGCAGCGUUGCAGCACUGUCGUGGGGCCGAGAGGAUCAGAUGGCACACGUUAAAAAAGUCUGUCACGUUGACGGCUUCGACGUGGUGAUCGGAAGCGACGUCUUUUACUUCAGUAGCGCAAUGAAGAGUGGCCUGGCAACAGUGCGAAGCGCUUUUGCCCCCACAAACAACCGCGCCGCCAUUUUUCUCUGCGGCAGCGUUGCUCGCUCAGAACGCAUGGAGGCUGAGCUCGAUGAAGUACCGAUCCAAGAGGGUUUUGAGUUGACCGAUUUUGUCGCCCAAGAUUCUUUUCGACUUUACUGUUGGAAGCUAGCGGCUCGGUGA